AUGGAGCGCCCAGUGAAAGUGAAGGCGUGGGUGGAGGAGAACCGGGGCUCCUUCCUGCCCCCGGUCUGCAACAAGCUCCUGCACCAGAAGCAGCUCAAAAUCAUGUUCGUGGGGGGUCCCAACUCCAGGAAGGACUACCACAUCGAGGAGGGUGAGGAGGUGUUUUACCAGCUGGAGGGGGACAUGCUUCUCCGAGUCCUGGAGCGAGGAAAACACCGGGAUGUGGUCAUUCGGCAGGGAGAGAUCUUCCUCCUGCCUGCUGGGGUCCCCCACUCUCCGCAGAGGUUUGCCAACACAGUGGGGCUGGUGAUUGAGCGGAGGCGGCUGAAAACGGAACUAGAUGGGCUCAGGUACUACGUAGGGGACACCACGGACGUCCUGUAUGAGAAGUGGUUUUACUGUGAGGACCUCGGCACGCAGUUGGCCCCCAUCAUCCAGGAGUUCUUCAGCUCUGAGCAGUACAGAACGGGAAAGCCCAACCCUGACCAGCUGCUCAAGGAACCGCCAUUCCCCCUGAGCACACGAUCCAUCAUGGAGCCCAUGUGCCUGGAGGCCUGGCUGGAUGGCCACCGCAAGGAGCUGCAGGCGGGCACGCCCCUCAGCUUGUUUGGGGACACCUAUGAGAGCCAGGUGAUGGUCCACGGACAAGGCAGCAGCCAAGGCCCGAGACAGGACGUGGAUGUAUGGCUGUGGCAGCUGGAGGGCUCCUCAGUGGUGACAAUGGAAGGACAGCGCCUGAGCCUGACCCCUGAUGACAGCCUCCUGGUGCCAGCUGGGACUCUGUAUGGCUGGGAGCGAGGGCAAGGCUCCGUGGCCCUGUCUGUGACCCAGGAUCCUGCCUGCAAGAAGUCCCUGGGAUGA
Molecule: messenger RNA, 861 nt
Organism: Rangifer tarandus platyrhynchus (Svalbard reindeer)
Lineage: Eukaryota; Metazoa; Chordata; Mammalia; Artiodactyla; Cervidae
Source: the annotation of a GenBank genome assembly